AAAGUCAGCGACUCCUUCUCUCUCUUGAAAAGAAAAAGAAAAGAAAAACCAGUCUUAAAUUGCUUUUGACGAGAAGAAAGAAGACAUCGAUCGAUCAGUUUUGUUCUAAAACCUUGAAGAAAAACGCUUGGUUUCUUUCAUAUUCCCUUUCAAAAUCAAAACAUUUGCAUGUCUUUGACGUCUGGAAUCAGUUUGGUGCAAAUUAAAGCUGAGAGAGGAGCCGAGAUUGAAUAUAGAUGUAGUAGAUUUGUAUGACAGAAUCAGCUCUUCGUUUUCUUACAUGUUUGUUUCUUUACACAUGGAUAACUACCAAGGUGAAGGUGAUUUAAACGACAUAGUUCGGGCAAGUGGCGGUGGUCCGUUGAGCUGUGCCACUGGUCACGGUUCUAACACUGUUCCUGCUUCAAGCUGGCAGCAAUUCCCCUCCGAUCCAUUGAAUUUCCCUUCUUCAGCCAUGGAAGAUCACGGUUUAAACGCUUUUGGUGACCCUUUCUCCGCCAUGAGAGAUCCACUUCUUCACGAGCUUGACGUAGCAGCUGGUUGUUCAGCUUACUUUAGCAGCCCUAAUUCAACUGAUCAUAUCAUCAAUACUACCAGCUCCGCCACCGUUGAAGCUGAUACUUGCAACUUUUCCGGUUCGAGUACAAUGGUUGGGCAAGGUAAGCUGUUUGAAGAAGACAUGCCAAGUCCUUGCAACAUAUUUUCUCGGAUUCAGAUCUCGGCAAGCUCGAGUAAGCUACCUGUGUCGCCCUGUGAUUCGCCGAUGAUGGCUGCUUGCGUUUCCCCGAGAGGAAUUAAGGCGCCUGCUGUGCUUCCGAGCGACAUGAUUAAUGCUAACACCUCAAAAAGUUGCUUGAUUGAUAGCACAGGCCCAUUGCAGAUCUCAUCUCCGCGGAAUCUGGGCAUCAAGAGAAGGUUAGGAAAGAGCCAGGUUAAGAAGGUGGUUUGUAUUCCAGCACCGGCAGCUGCAAACAGCAGGUCUAGUGGAGAAGUAGUUCCUUCGGAUCUGUGGGCAUGGAGAAAGUACGGACAGAAACCAAUCAAAGGUUCCCCUUAUCCAAGGGGCUACUACAGGUGCAGCAGUUCCAAAGGCUGCUCUGCAAGGAAGCAAGUGGAGCGAAGCCGUACUGAUCCUAAUAUGCUUGUAAUCACCUAUACAUCCGAGCACAACCAUCCAUGGCCGACCCAAAGAAACGCUCUUGCGGGAUCAACAAGGUCUCAACCAUCCAAAAACAAUAAUAAUAAUGCUGCUGCUUCCAAGAUUACCUCACCACGUUCCCAGACCCAAAACGCAGUAACCCCAAAGGAAGAAGACCUUAAAGAGAGCAGCAAUGAUGCUUUAUCUCCCACCGUUGCAGCUGUUAACUCAACCGCAAGCGCAUCAGCUAAAGAAGAGAGUGAAGAUAUGGAGAAGCAGCUGGAAAUAGACGAUGCUGAAUUUGGUGAAGGAAUCCCCGAAACCUACAGACCUGCAUUAAUGGCUGGAGACUCGCAGCAACCCGAAGAUUUCUUUGCUGAAUUGGAUGAGAUAGAGACAGACCCUCUGAAUCUAUUGUUCCCACAAGGAUUCGGUGGUGGUGAUCAAGAUGAGCAGAAAGAAAAGAAAAUAAUGGAUCCUUUUGGUCUGUUUGAUUGGCCACCAGGGAACAACGAUGCUUCUUUCUGAAAGACGCCAAAAAAGGGUUUAUAGCAAGACCUUGUUUUAGAAGCAACAAAUCUCCACACUAAACAAUAAUUCAAGGUCCUCCUAUAAACCUUGUUAGUGGAAUAUUAUUAUAACUUAAAAAAUUUCUUUGGGGGAGUUAUAAUGUUAUUGUUAUUUACCAGAAUAGUACGGAGAUUAGGGGGGGAAAACGACGGAGGCGCUGGGAUUGGGAGUGGAGUCCCACAUUCCUUUUGGAUGGGACAGAAAGCUGAGGAACAGAAGGUUUGAAUAGUGGUAACAAGUACGUGCCCAUCAGACAUGACUGGAAAACUCAGGGGCAGGCAGCAGUUUGAUUUAGGAUGGGACUUGCCCUUUCUUCUUUUUUCUUUUUCUUUUUCUUUUUUUGAGUGGAAAUUAAUUACUAUUCUUCUUAUGAGAAAAAAAAAAAAACACCCCAUGAUUAAAAUGCUUUGAUGGUGAGGAAAUAAGUGGUAAAAAAAUCAUUUGAAAAGCUUGACUUUUCUUGUCAAAUCUUGUUGUCUAGGGAUAUGUGCAAUGGUGAGAGAGAAGUAUAUUUUUUUUUUCUUUUAAACAAGCUUCGGCCUUGGCCUUGGGUUCCUCAGCUUUCUGUUUCUUUUAUUAUAUAUCCAUCCAACCACCUAACUGUGUAAUUCCAUUUAUUUAGUAUUAGUAUUUGGAGCUUGGCAUGGGAGAGAAAUUCAGAAAUUUGCCACUUUUUUUUCUUUUUGUAUUUUUGGGUACACUAUUUUUCUUAUAAUUCAUAUUAUCAUAUUCUGUUCAAUGCAUUGUAAGGACAGUUUUCAAAACCAUCUACAUUAAUAGUAGCAGUAUUUUUAAUUUUAAAA
Messenger RNA from Gossypium raimondii (Peruvian cotton), 2511 nucleotides. Its product is annotated as probable WRKY transcription factor 14. Gene Ontology annotation, cellular component: nucleus. NCBI's taxonomy places the organism in Eukaryota, Viridiplantae, Streptophyta, Magnoliopsida, Malvales, Malvaceae. The coding region runs from base 281 to 1666 and encodes 461 amino acids. Gene Ontology annotation, molecular function: transcription cis-regulatory region binding; DNA-binding transcription factor activity. Gene Ontology annotation, biological process: regulation of DNA-templated transcription. The record is from RefSeq and is a predicted model, not a curated record. The transcript is spliced from 3 exons.